Messenger RNA from Paramecium octaurelia, 664 nucleotides. NCBI's taxonomy places the organism in Eukaryota, Ciliophora, Oligohymenophorea, Peniculida, Parameciidae. The record is from the annotation of a GenBank genome assembly.
AUGAAUGCUAUUUUAAGAAAUGUAAUCCAUUAAAAUGAUGUUUUUAUGUCAAAUUCUAUUUUCAUAUUAUAUUAGCUUAAAAAAGUUUUCAAACCAUAUAGUUAUGGGAUUUAAAUGCUUUAACAAAAUAAUUAUUAGAAUUGGAUGGUAAUUGUUCCUCAGUUAAAGAGCUCUGUAUUUCUUCAUAUGAUUUCUAAUUAGUUAUAGGACCUUAAAAAAAUUAGUAAGAUGGGAUUGAUAAAAUUAAAAACUUAAUAUGUUAAUUAAGGGGAAAAAGCUUCCAUCUACAUUUUGCUUCUGUUCCAAUAGUCAUUAUUUUAUCUAGCUGAAUUAUAAAUUCAUAAUGGAACUUUAAUACAAAAUAUAUAAUUGAAUUUAAAAAAUAUAUUGGUGUGAGUAUCAAUGGUAGCACAAUUUAGGUGUAAAUUAGAAUCUAAUUAUCUUCAGGAAUGGUAAACUUAAAAUAUUCAUAUUGAACCUCAAAUAAAUUAAAUAAAUAGAUUUUUAUGAUUUAAAGACUCAAACAAGAACAAUUAUCCUUUCAAAUACUUUACCCAUAAAAACUAAUCCAUUUUUGAUAAUUCAUGUUAAAAAUAGAUUAGAAUCAAUGGUUGGAAUAUCAGCAAGUUAAAUAUUAAGGUUUGAUAUUGCAAAAAUUUACUGA